Messenger RNA from Puccinia triticina, 387 nucleotides. RefSeq lists its product as uncharacterized. The transcript has a single exon. The record is from RefSeq and is a predicted model, not a curated record. Bases 1 to 387 code for a protein of 128 amino acids. NCBI's taxonomy places the organism in Eukaryota, Fungi, Basidiomycota, Pucciniomycetes, Pucciniales, Pucciniaceae.
AUGCAAGCGACUGACCCGUGCAUGGAUGUCGAUGGAAAGCUGGCCCAUGGGGCAGAAAGUUGGAGAGAGGACUGUCUUUUUCUGCAGCCGCAAGCGAGCGUCGAUGCCCCGGAACCCGGCGGGUCCGAGCUGGUCGAUGAAGUGCAGGACCCCCUGCAAGCUCCAGCCCUGGGCGGGGCGUUCGAUAGCGCGCAGGGAAGACUCGAGCCGUCUGGCCAAUCCGGGACGGGUGCUCGGGUCGUCCGGGAUAUCGCCGAGCCGCAUCGGCCGUCGACUGCCGUCGGUCCGGCUCGGCAGGCCGGGCAGGAUCUGGGUGCGCAGGUCGAGGAGCUGCGCGCUGAGCUAGUAUCUCCUUCUUUUCUUCGUGACCCGUAUACCAGAAACUGA